Messenger RNA from Cetraspora pellucida, 480 nucleotides. The record is from the annotation of a GenBank genome assembly. NCBI's taxonomy places the organism in Eukaryota, Fungi, Glomeromycota, Glomeromycetes, Diversisporales, Gigasporaceae.
AUGGUUUUGCUUACAGAUGAAUAUACUAAAUGCCAUCAGAUACUUGAAAAAUCAAUGUUUUUAAAUCAAUCUAAGAAAAAAGUAAAAUCCUGUUCUAUAUAUCACAUUCAGUCUUCACAUAUAUAUAAAAUAAAAAAGCAAGAGAUUAAUAAUCAUAAUGAUCAAACUGAUAAUGAUGAUAAUCAAGAAGAAAUGAUUCUUUUAGAAAAGUUACUAUCAAAACUGUAUGAUGAAAUAUGUGCUAUUACCUCUAAUAACUAUAUAGAAAAUAACAAUAUGGGAAUAGAAUUUUCAUAUAAAGAAAAUCAACCAAAUGUAACAGUUAAUAUUGAAAGUAUUGAGAAGUUAGAAAAUUAUGAAAAUAGUGAUAAUAAUGACUCAGAUGAUUUAUAUGAAAACUAUGAGCUAUAUCUUACUAAAGCAUUUGAAAUUGUACAAGAGCAAAAGGCAAAGAAAAUUAUAAAUAGGCAAAAUCUGUAA